This is a messenger RNA of Zalophus californianus (California sea lion), 1530 nucleotides long. RefSeq names its product heat shock protein family B (small) member 6 (gene HSPB6). The transcript has 3 exons. Gene Ontology annotation, biological process: protein refolding; response to heat. Lineage: Eukaryota; Metazoa; Chordata; Mammalia; Carnivora; Otariidae. The record is from RefSeq and is a predicted model, not a curated record. The coding region runs from base 134 to 610 and encodes 158 amino acids. Gene Ontology annotation, molecular function: protein folding chaperone; structural constituent of eye lens.
GCCGGGGCUGGCUCGGGUCCCAAUGUCCCCGGGCGCCCCGCCGAGGGGCGGACACAAGGCGUACUAUAAGAGCGGCUGCGGCGCAACGCAGGGGCACUGCGGAGCCUAGGGGCGGCGGCGGCGGCGAAGCAGGAUGGAGAUCCCCGUGCCUGUGCAGCCGUCUUGGCUGCGCCGCGCCUCGGCCCCGUUGCCCGGGCGCCUCUUCGACCAGCGCUUCGGCGAGGGGCUGCUGGAGGCCGAGCUGGCUGCGCUCUGCCCCGCCUCACUGGCCCCCUACUACCUGCGCGCACCCAGCGUGGCGCUGCCUACCGCCCAGGUCCCAACGGAACCCGGGCAUUUCUCGGUGCUGCUGGACGUGAAGCACUUCUCCCCGGAGGAAAUCGCCGUCAAGGUGGUUGGCGACCACGUGGAGGUGCAUGCGCGCCACGAGGAGCGCCCGGAUGAGCAUGGAUACAUCGCGCGCGAGUUCCACCGCCGCUACCGCUUGCCGCCUGGCGUGGACCCUGCGGCCGUGACGUCCGCGCUGUCCCCAGAGGGCGUCCUGUCCAUCCAGGCUGCACCCACAACGCCACAGGCCCCACUGCCGCAGCCGCAGGCUGCUGCCAAGUAGGCGUCAUGCCUGAACCCCGGGAGCCGCCUCAGGCCCCCUCUUUUAAAGCCGACCUGACUCCACCCAGCCAGAUGUCCCGAGCGCACCCAAACCACCCACCCAGUCUGGGAUCCUACCCUGACCCUUCCCACGUAGACUCUUCCCUAGUAACUAGACCAUUCCACUGACACUCCCGUUCUCACACUCCCUCCAGCUUUCAGACUCCUGACAGCUCCCUAGCUUCCAGGCCCUACACGGACAACCCUUCAGCCUACAGUCUCCCGGCCCCACUGACCCCACUUUCUUGGCAUAUAAACCCACUCAAAACUCCCUCCUCUGCUUCCUUCUGACUCAUCUGUUAAAAUAUCUCCACGUCCCAUUUUAAUCCCUUUCCCUCUCCAACACUACAUUAUGGUGUGGACAGCCCUGCCCCCACCCUAGGCCAGUUAAGCAGAAUCCCUCUUCACCCCUCAAAUAUCCCAGACCAUCCAAGGCCUGGUCCUCAAGAUUCUGGAUCCUUCCCCUCACUCCAACUGGACAAUCUACUCCCCCCACCCAUCUUGUGACUUGAAACCCCAGCCAGCGCCCCCAUCCGAGACUUUUAAACUCUUUUUCUGACCCCCCACCCUUGGACACCUAUUCCAGGCCUAGCAGGACCCUCAACCUCAGACUGCACAGAUACCCACCCCAUCACCCCAGACUCUGCACAGAUAUCCUAAGCCCCAUCCCCAGCUCUAACCAGAACCCCAUCAUUUUGCCAUAAUCCCCUAAUCUCCAACCACAUAUCCCAGGUAAUCCACCUUUCACAUACCUCCCCUCAUUCUCCAAGAUCCAACCAAGCAGCCACUUUUGCUUUGGUGCCCCACAAUCCUUCUCCCUCCUUGAAUUUCCUGCCACCCCAGCCCCUUAUCCGUUCCCCCAAUAAAUGUGCUAGAGCUGUG